Messenger RNA from Priapulus caudatus, 1386 nucleotides. Its product is annotated as melanocortin receptor 3-like. Gene Ontology annotation, cellular component: membrane. Gene Ontology annotation, biological process: G protein-coupled receptor signaling pathway. The record is from RefSeq and is a predicted model, not a curated record. Gene Ontology annotation, molecular function: G protein-coupled receptor activity. The transcript has a single exon. The coding region runs from base 1 to 1386 and encodes 461 amino acids. NCBI's taxonomy places the organism in Eukaryota, Metazoa, Priapulida, Priapulimorpha, Priapulimorphida, Priapulidae.
AUGGAGCCACGUAAUUACACUAUCCUUGAUGAUAACGGCACUAUAGAACACAUCACAAACCACACCAACGGUGAGCUCCAAGAUUCUCACAAUCCGCAGGCUAAAGUCGGGGUUCUUUAUGCCACGUUCAUACUUGUGGUUGCUAUCACCGCCAUCGUGUUAAAUGCUCUCAUAAUUAACGUAUACAUCAGGUUUGACUUUCUGCAGACGCAAAGGAACUACUUCAUCAUUAAUCUGGCAUGCACCGAUACAUUAGUAGCGGUCGCAGGUGGAGCAGGUAUAUUCUCCAGAGCCUUCGUACCUGAGUUUAAUCAACUAUUUUGUGGUAUAUUCGUUUUUGUCGCCGGCAGCUCAGUUCCUGCGUCAAUACUGACGAUUGGACUUGCGACGUUGGACCGCUACAUAGCCAUCGUCCAUCCGCUUCGUUAUAACCAGCUGAUGACUCCUAGAGCAGCGAAACUCAUGUUGUUGUUCGUCUGGCUGUGUACAUCUGUGUACGGCUUAAUAGUCAUGGUUCAGGCGUUCAUAAGAUGGCGACCAGGAACGCUAUGUGUUGUUGAUAUGAUAAGCUAUAAAGGGGUGAUGCGCUAUGUCGCUAUCAACUACAUGGGCGUGUUACUGUUCAUGACGUACGCGUACGUCGUUAUAGGUCGGAUCAUGAUUGACCACAGCCGACGUGUUGCCGCAGCAACAAAUCAAGCGCAGCUUCAACAACUGCCCAGCCUCGCUGGAACGUUUAAAGCAGCCAAACUCAUCCUGACUGUCGUUGGCGUGUCCUACUUACUAAUAAGUCCCAAUAUUUUACACAUGAUUCUGGCGACGACUAUCAUUGCAGAAACACACCCGCAGUCGCUCGCUACUCUACGCCAGGUACGCAAUGCAGCUAUUAUGGUGAACAUGUUUCUGAAUCCUAUCAUGUACUUCAUGAAGUAUGAUGAGUUUAAGGUGGCAAUGAGAAAGCUUUUCGGUAGAUGCGGAGCAAGCGUUGAACCAACAACAACUCACGCGCCGCACAUCAUAGAGGAUGUGGCUCAGGUAGGUGGACAGAUAUCAGAAACAGAAGCAGGACAAAUGUCAGACAGUGGAGGACAGGCGUCACACAGUAGAGCAAAGGUGUCACACACAGGAGGACAAAUUUCACACGGAGACGGACAAGUGUCAAACGAAGAAGGGCAAGUAUCACACAGUGGAGGACAAGUGACACACAUACAAGGACAGGUGACACACAGAGAAGAACAUAUGUCACCCACAGGGGAACAGGUCUCACACAUAAGAGGACAGGUAUCUGGUAAGGCAGGAGAGCAGAUGCCCGAAAGAGAAGAGAUUCCAGACGGAGAAGGCGCGAGGCUAGAUGGAGUCGAGACUAUGUAUGAAAUAGAGGGAUAG